Molecule: messenger RNA, 879 nt
Organism: Triticum dicoccoides
Lineage: Eukaryota; Viridiplantae; Streptophyta; Magnoliopsida; Poales; Poaceae
Exons: 4
Coding region: 1-879 (292 amino acids)
Source: RefSeq, a predicted model, not a curated record
AUGGCCACCAGGUGGACAAAGGCACGGAAACGUUGGUCUCCAGAUAUUGCGAAAAAUUGUUACCCUAUGUACCACCAGCAGUUUGAGAUACUUGAUGAGGCAGAAGUCACAUGGAACCCGUGGACUCAGGACCAGCUAAAAAUGGUCUUUGAUGCUCGACACUUCACACCAGGCAUGUUGACCGAUAGUGCAUUCUGGCUGACUCGCUGCAACUUAUUGUUCCUGUGGCUAACAAAUAUGGGCAGGGGUUGGAGUUUAUACGAUUGGAGGGAAAAGAACAGUGAAUGGGUACACAAGUGGGAAAAUGAAGCGCUAGCAGAUAUAGUGCGUCAACUUAGACCGUACGAUGGAAGUACAGAUCAAGCGUACAAGCAGUGGUACUGCAUGAACACACGUGCUAGCCUGGCCAGUCAGCCAGCUACUAUACCAACACAUCUCACACAAGAGGAGCAGGCGCGGAGACAUGUUGAGCUGCAUGCAGCUUACUAUCGUGACCACCUGGACACACCUGAUGUUAAUUGGGGCGAUGAGAACACCCAACGCGGCGUCAACACAGGCCUCCGGGGAGCAUCACAUGAUCAUGGCGUCAACACAGGCCUCCGGGGAGCAUCACAUGAUCUUGGCGACACGGUUACGUCAUUAGUUACAGAGUUCUUCGGAGGGGACGUUAUUGGCCCAUCUUUUAUCCCCCCGGAGUCACAACCAUACGCCUACAAUUAUGCUUCAGGUUCGCAACAAGGAUUCGCGACUCCACCACCUACGCAGGACUCGCAGACACAUGAGGCCGAAUUGGAGUACGGCCGCGGUCUUCGUGUGCCCCGGCCACCUAAUCGCUUGUCGCCUUCCGGUCGUAAGGAAAGGCCAGGUGGUCGUCGUUAA